GGAAAAAGUCUCUAGCAGCGCCAUCACGAUCCUUUCCCUCGUCGCGAACGAGGGCCGCUAUUUCAACGUCGCUUCUCAGCGAUAUCUAUCUCCACCUUUUCUCCUGAUAAUCAAUUCGUCUCCAUCACCCAUAAUCCUUCAAAAUGGCGCACAAAUUCGUAGUCACAGCCUUUCUAACAGGCUCCCGAAUCCUCGGUCGAUCAUUUGUCGCAGCUUACAAGCAGGCUCAGGCUGCUUCAGCGUACCAGCGAGCGCAGGCCAAGGCUGGCAACCCAUCCGCCGGUGCCUCUCUCUCCUCUGGCAUGACUCUCGAUGAGGCAUGCAAGAUUCUCAACGUCAAGCCCCCGGCUGGUGGACAAGCCAAUGUCGAAGAGGUUCUGUCACGUUAUAAGCGACUGUUUGACGCCAACGAUCCUCAAAAGGGUGGCAGUUUCUAUCUUCAGAGCAAGAUUGUAAGAGCAAAGGAGCGAUUCGAGCGAGAGAUCGGUCCUAUACGGGAGAAGAUGGAGCAAGAGGCUGAAAUCAAAGAGGGUUUCAAGCCCAAGGUCUACAAGGACUGACGACUCUCCUUGUGCAAAUAAAACUGGAAAAAGCAACACUUGUACGAUGACCUCGUAAAGGAGUUCUGAGGGACGGGAGGGAGGAGUUUACUUUCUCCAUGUAUACAAUGUACAUCU
Molecule: messenger RNA, 677 nt
Organism: Fusarium oxysporum Fo47
Lineage: Eukaryota; Fungi; Ascomycota; Sordariomycetes; Hypocreales; Nectriaceae
Product: import motor complex subunit PAM16
Exons: 2
Coding region: 144-560 (138 amino acids)
Biological process (GO): protein import into mitochondrial matrix
Cellular component (GO): TIM23 mitochondrial import inner membrane translocase complex
Source: RefSeq, a predicted model, not a curated record